Dermacentor andersoni is the source of this 2043-nucleotide messenger RNA. RefSeq lists its product as uncharacterized. Gene Ontology annotation, molecular function: DNA helicase activity. The record is from RefSeq and is a predicted model, not a curated record. Gene Ontology annotation, biological process: DNA repair; telomere maintenance. NCBI's taxonomy places the organism in Eukaryota, Metazoa, Arthropoda, Arachnida, Ixodida, Ixodidae.
UCACUGGAACCAUAGUUUCAUACAGUAGGAAACUCUGAGAACCACCAUCUCCUCUGAGAUUAACAUCCGUUACUGUCAGGAAGCCACCGCAGCAGAAUAAGAUUUAUAUCAAAGUUUAAAAUCAUAACUUGGCUAAAAAAACUACCAUUAGCCUCAGUGUAUUUAAUUAGGGGACGACACACUUUGCAAACAAGUAUCUUUAGUUGUGGCUUCUGAGAUUCAGGCAAGCCGCAAGCCCAGAUGGAGCCAGUUCGGCAUGAUCGCAUGAUUUUAAAUCUCCGGCGGGCAAGCCUUCGCCGCUCGCUCUUGCCCCUAUGCUUGCCCGUCGACCACCCGUCUCACUGGUCUGGCAGUCUUGUGCGUUUUCUUCACUGGUGUGCGCAGGCAGUGGAACAUUCGUGCCUUCAAAUCCCGACCAUCGCGAUAACAGGUACAACAGGUACCGUGACAGUCGAGCACCGACAUAACAACGGCGCACCGGCUCGCAACGCAUCAGAACGCCGAGGCAGCUCUCUACAGAGACGAGUUUCGGGAAAUUUUACUCAGGGCGCGCUUGGGACCGCGAUCAGUGGUGUAUUCCAUGCAGAAUGCCGUUGUACACAAGGAGUUCUUGCGGGAAGGGAAGAUAUCGGUCGCGGUAAAGGAUGAAAAGGUGCACCUUUAUUUCUUGAACUGCGCACCUAGCAACCUUUGCCCGUUCGUCAAGUUUCUGAACUCGAAGAAAGCGACGCAAGGACCCACCGCUACUGUUCGCGAACGGUUGCAGUCGAGCAAGCAGAGAGUGAUUGAGGAGAUAAAUCCGUUGAAUGCUGCGCGACGCCAACGCAAUCUUGUCCCGGGAUGUGAAGAGGCCUCUCUCUAAGGACGAUCAAACUACAACGAUGGGAAAGAAGAGCAGACCGGUGGCGCCUGACGAUGUGAAGUGUGUUCUUCACCAGUGGUGCAGGCGCAUCUUGUCAUCACUACCCCAACAAGAUGCAUUUCCCAUGGCGACGAGUGGCAUCGUGGCUGCUCGGAUUGAUAGCACUACGCUGGAUUCAUUUGCCGUGGUGUAUUCUUCUCCUGACAGGCAUUGGCAUUGGCACGGCCCUAGUGGAAGUGAUGAUUUAACGUGCAAUGCGACCACUGUGGGUGAACCAGCUGUGCCGUUGCAAGGUGCUGGUGGUGAACGAGGUGUCCACGCUGCACGGAUGCUUCUGCCACAAGCUCGAGCCGGUGGCCCGGCUGGUGUGCUGUAGUGACCGUCCCAUUAAUGGCAUCCAACUAGUCCUCUGUGGUGGCUUCCUGCAGCUCCCACCAGUCUCUCGGAAGGAGGAGCCGGCACUGGUCUUUUGUUUUCAGGUGCUGCUGAAAUUGUCAGUAGCUGGCCCGAUGACAUCUGCGACGUGUCGGCUCGCCCAUUGCAGAAACGAGAUGGAAGCCUUCCACGUGACCUGCUUGACGUUUGGGUGCUCAAGCUGUGCAUGGCCAACGUCGCAGACGUGCCCCCGCAAGCUUCACAAUGCCGGCAUCCGUUCGCAUUGUGAUGCAAAGACGGCAUCCCUUGACGACAUCUGCCAAACUGGAAGCUCAAGCUUCCACAAGGUCCGAGGAGGCCCAGCAUUCCGCCAGUCGAGCUCAAUCAUGCUGCCUCCUUCAAGCAACAAAAGAAGGGGUGUUGUCAACACGUUCGAGGCUUCAGUGUUCCUCCAGCCACCUCAUCUAGACGCUGGUGACCACUUCACGGACACCACAAAGCAGCAGUGCUCACAGAGGCCCAGAUCUACACCGAAGGCUACAGCUGAGGUCCUGUACCAAGUCACCACGGCCGAGGAACGUGGGGAAAUCUGUGGAAAGCGCUCAGGGAGGAGACAGAAGGCAGGCAGCAUACAAGGCGUCAGUCGCCUCAUUGACAUGUGGUGACAGAAUCUUGAUUUUAAAGAAACAAAUAAACAGAAAACACCCACACAAAUUGUACUGGUACAGAGGGUCCUUCAAUCAAUGUGAUUUCAUCUAAAAGUAAAAAUAAAGAGAAACACAGAGGAAAAUUGUACUGGUAGAGUG